Dromiciops gliroides (monito del monte) is the source of this 4325-nucleotide messenger RNA. RefSeq names its product methylenetetrahydrofolate reductase (gene MTHFR). The transcript is spliced from 12 exons. Gene Ontology annotation, cellular component: cytosol. Gene Ontology annotation, biological process: tetrahydrofolate interconversion. Gene Ontology annotation, molecular function: FAD binding; methylenetetrahydrofolate reductase [NAD(P)H] activity. Lineage: Eukaryota; Metazoa; Chordata; Mammalia; Microbiotheria; Microbiotheriidae. Bases 94 to 2091 code for a protein of 665 amino acids. The record is from RefSeq and is a predicted model, not a curated record.
CGAGGAGGCGGCGCGUGGGGCCUCCGGGCCCGGCCCCUUCUACUCCCAGCCCCCAGCCCCGGGAGAGCUCCCCCGCCUCCGGCACACUUUCCCAUGGUAAUGGCUGCAACUGCAGAGCGGGACUGGAGGCCGCCGGAGAGCUGCAGGAAUCCAGCCUUGGUGAUGGAGGUCCGAGGGAGUGGCUCUUCGGAGGGCAGCAGUAGUGGCAGCGAAGGCUCCAAAGACAGUUCCCGAUGUCCCACGCCAGUGCUGGACUCGGAGCGGCACGAACGGCUUCGGGAGAAGAUGAGGCGCAGGAUGGAAUCUGGAGACAAGUGGUUCUCUUUGGAGUUUUUCCCUCCUCGCACUGCUCAGGGAGCAGUCAAUCUCAUCUCGAGGUUUGACCGCAUGGGGGCUGGUGGCCCCCUCUUUGUGGACGUAACCUGGCACCCGGCAGGGGAUCCUGGCUCAGACAAGGAGACCUCAUCCAUGAUUAUCGCCAACACAGCUGUAGACUACUGUGGCCUGGAGACGGUUCUGCACAUGACCUGCUGUCACCAGACCCGGGAUGAGAUCACGGGCCACCUGCACAAGGCCAAGAGGCUGGGCCUAAAGAAUAUCUUGGCGUUGCGAGGAGACCCCAUGGGGGACAAGUGGGAGGAAGAAGAAGAUGGCUUCAGCCAUGCCGUGGACCUGGUGAAACACAUCCGCAGUGAGUUUGGUGACUACUUUGACAUCGGUGUGGCAGGUUACCCCACGGGUCACCCAGAGGCGGCAAACUUUGAAGAGGACCUUCAGUACCUAAAGGAGAAGGUGUCUGCGGGGGCUGACUUCAUCAUCACGCAGCUUUUCUUCCGGGUGGACACCUUUUUAAAUUUUGUCAAAGCCUGUGCAGCAAUAGGCAUCACGUGCCCCAUCCUUCCAGGAAUCUUCCCCAUCCAGGGCUACCAUUCCCUGCGGCAGCUGGUGAAGCUCUCCAAGCUAGAGGUGCCACAGGAAAUCAAAGAUGUGAUUGAGCCAAUCAAGGACAACGAUGCUGCCAUCCGCAACUAUGGAAUUGAGCUGGCUGUGGCCAUGUGCCAGGAGCUGCUGGCCAUCGGCUCUGUGCCUGGCCUCCAUUUCUAUACCCUCAACCGGGAGGUGGCCACUGUGGAGGUGCUGAAGAGGCUGGGCAUGUGGAAUGAAGAUCCCAGGCGUCCUCUGCCAUGGGCUGUCAGUGCCCAUCCCAAACGCCGAGUAGAGGAUGUCCGACCAAUCUUCUGGGCCUCCAGACCAAAGAGUUACAUCUACCGAACACAGGCGUGGGAUGAAUUUCCCAAUGGUCGUUGGGGGAACUCCUCGUCUCCGGCCUUUGGUGAACUGAAGGACUACUACCUCUUCUGCCUGAAGAGCAAGUCCCCGAGGGAAGAGCUGCUCAAGAUGUGGGGGGAGGAGCUCACCAGCGAAGAGAGUGUCUUUGAAGUGUUCACCUACUAUCUCUCUGGAGAAGCCAAUAGGAGUGGUUACAGAGUGACCUGUUUACCUUGGAACGAUGAGCCUCUGGCAGCCGAGACCAGUCUGAUGAAAGAGGAGCUGCAGAAGGUGAAUCGGCGUGGCAUCCUCACCAUCAAUUCCCAGCCCAACAUCAAUGGGAAGCCAUCUACUGAUCCCAUUGUGGGCUGGGGCCCCAGUGGUGGCUAUGUCUUCCAGAAGGCCUAUCUGGAGUUCUUCACCUCCAGUGAAACAGUGGAGGCUCUUCUCCAGGUGCUGAAGAAGUAUGAGCUCCGUGUCAAUUACCACAUUGUCAAUGUCAAGGGUGAAAAUGUCACCAAUGCCCCUGACCUCCAGCCCAAUGCCGUGACAUGGGGCAUCUUCCCUGGGCGAGAGAUUAUCCAGCCCACAGUGGUGGAUCCUGUCAGUUUCAUGUUUUGGAAGGAUGAGGCCUUUGCCCUGUGGAUUGAGCAAUGGGGGAAGCUGUAUGAAGAGGAAUCCCCAUCACGGAUGAUCAUCCAGUAUAUCCAUGACAAUUAUCACUUGGUCAACCUAGUAGACAAUGAGUUCCCCUUGGACAACUGUUUGUGGCAGGUCCUCGAAGACACUUUUGAGCUCCUCAGCAGGCCAGCCCAGCAGUGAGGCAUGGGAAAGCUCAGGGGCCCCAGAGCCGUCCUCAUUUCCCCUCUCAGCCUGGCUCCUGAGCUCCCCAGGCAUCCUGGCCUCUCUCCUCUCUUCCCCUGUGUUCAAGGAUUCUCCAAGUGUUUUCUUCUCCAUCCCAUCCCAUUCCCAUCACCACCUCCCACCCCCACCGCACCCCCAGUGACGGCAGCUAGACUGGUUUCUGACCUCUGUGCUUGGAUUCUGCCAGAGUCCGUGCUGCACUUGAGGCUUGUGGGAUUUCCCCCACACUACAAUUACGCUAUUUCCCCCCUUUAUUGGGGAGUAAUUCCAUCCUGCAACACUGUAAUGGCCCUAGGCCAUGCAGAACGACUGGCCAUCCAGUGCUACCUUUCACUUCUCCUGGUGAGGGAGGGGACCUGAGACUGUGAACACUGGACCAGAGCACCUGCUUAGCCAGCUGGACCUUCCAAAGAAACUGUCCGCCUGUUCUCUUUCCUGGGCCGCAUGCUGAUGUUCAGGCCCCAAACAUAACCGUGAAUGCCGUGCUGUGUGUGGAGAGAUGGGACUAUUUGGCUAGACUCAAGGAUGCUGCACUUCCAGGGUCCUUUUCCCUCAGACCUAGUUCCUGACUCAGUUUCCCCAUCUGUGAAAGGAGGGGUGAGCGUGAACUCUUUUGCCUCCCUAAGCAGGAGGUAGGCAGGCAGGCAGAGCUGGGCCAUCAGUGACCAUGGAGGCAAUUCUUGCCCUCUUCCACUGGGCCUUGCUCGAAGCCAUGGCUCCAUAUUUACUGCCAUUUUUCUUUUCUGGACUGGCCUGUGUUUAAUCUGUCUAGAAAACUCCCAGUGUGGAGUCUCCCUCUUGUCUUCCUGAUUCCUAGACUGGUCCUCUAUCCAGUAGGUGAGCCCACCUUUCUUCCUACCGUAAGCUGCUUUGUUUCCACAGAUUCCUGGUUGAAAAGAAAGCUCCUUAUAGGAUUUUGAGCUACUUCAGAAGUGUCCUCCAUGGGGCCCCUGCCCUCCUCAUCCUCUAAAGGUCAUAGAGGUAGAGGGGGCAACAGGAGCCUUGAAGGCGAAGGGGUCAAUGCUAGACCAAAAGGGGUCAGUCACAUGGUUGCGACAGCCUUGGGCCCCUUCACUUCCUCUCUUGGUGUGAGGCCUGUCUGCCCCUAUUCUUAUAGGGAGCCCUUUGGCCGGCACUGGCUCACAUUUGCUGCUUUUUUAAAUGAUGUCCUCUUCUUCCUCUACCAAGCUCAGGUUUGGCCCACUCAGUCUUUUUCCUUCCUCUCCUAAACUCUUUGUCUUGUGUGAAUGAAUGUCUGUACUGAGCACGUUUCCACAGUUGGUCCAUCCUGCUGUCUGGCAGGUACAGGGUUAAGGGAAAGGCCUCCCUCCCUCCCUCCCUCCCUCCUCCCCACCCCCAGGCUCCCCUUCUAGAGCUGAGAUCAGCUAUCUUAGAGCCAGUGCUGGGUCAGCAGAAAGAAAACCUUUCGAAGGAGGGAAGGGGCAUGGAUGGAAGAAAACAGAAGCAGCAAAGCAGAAACAGGGGAGCCACUUUGGGCCAGGCCCCAGUUCUGCCUGUUUCCUGAAGGAGGGGGCUCCCCAAAUCAGCAUUGGGGGGCUUUGGUGGUCAGUUUAGACCACCAGUCUGAACAGAAUCCUCCUUAAAGCAUCCCCAGCCUCUGCCUAAAGACCCAGACCACAGAGGGGUCACUGCCUCUGGGCUGCUCAGUCGGUCACUUUGGGCAGUUCCUAGUUCUGCCCUCCAAGGCUCAUUCCUUUUCUACAUAAAAGCAUUAGAAGGUAGCACUUAUGUUCCCAAUCCCUAAGUUUUCAGGAUUUUUUACUGUAGAUCAUAACUUGACAAGUUUCUGGUACCCCCACCAUCCUGGUCACCCUCUGGUUAAAUGUCGGUCCUAAAAUAUGGACCUCGGAACUGAAAGACAAUGCUCCAGAUCCGGCCUGGAAGAGGCUGGGCUCUCCCCUCUGGCAUGGACAAAACCCAGAAGAAUCCUGGGAAAGGAAUACUAUUUUAUUGUCUGUUAAGGUCAGGGUCUCUGCCCUGUGAGCUGUUUUUCAUUAAAGCAUUACCAUGUUUGCUGGCUUUUCUCUGCCUGGUCCUGUUGGGAGGAAUGGGACCAGAUCGGGCAGAGCUGGACUCCUUCCAGGCGAGGGGAAGAGGCAACAAAAACUGGGCAGGGCCUGCCAUCCACUCCUGUGGGCUGUGACCCCUGAUCACUGGCUGGCACUUCCUCU